AUGUGGCUGGUGAGAGCGCUGAACGUGAGGUCGGCAAAAGAGCCUUUGAACAGAGCAGCCAGCAGAAAUAUCACCAGACUUGACAAAAUGACCAGCAAAGUUAUCAUCUGGGGCAGGUAUCCCAUGAUCACGGUGAACGGAAUGAAUGAGAGCCGUCCCGUGAAGAUGAUCUUGAGGUACAGUGCCAAUGUGAAGGACCCAACCAGCAUGGAGAAGAUUAGUCUGUAG
Messenger RNA from Ogataea philodendri, 228 nucleotides. RefSeq lists its product as uncharacterized. The record is from RefSeq and is a predicted model, not a curated record. Bases 1 to 228 code for a protein of 75 amino acids. The transcript has a single exon. NCBI's taxonomy places the organism in Eukaryota, Fungi, Ascomycota, Pichiomycetes, Pichiales, Pichiaceae.